CACCCGGUUGACCUAUUUUGUUGGAAAAUAAAUCUAAAAAAUACGCUAGGUAAAAUUAAUAAAUUUAUUACCGUAGCAGUGAGUCAGAAGUGGGACUCCAACGGUCAAUUUUGCCACCAAUAUUUGAACUAGAAGCUUAGCUGUGUCUCUCUUCAUGGUUUAGAAACUCAAGCGCUGCUCUGUUCGUCUCUCUCUAUCUCUUUAGUUUUGGAUUAUAUUGUUGAAGAAGAUAGGUGUGAAAAUGGUGAUGGCAAAGGUGAAGUAUGAAGCUGUACGGCAGCAGAGAUUGGAAGAGAACAAGAAACGAAUAGAGGAACUCCAUCUCCCUCUUCUCUCUCAAGCCCUCAAAGAUUCCUCCUCUCCUAAGCCCUCUCCGAUGAAGAAGACUAAACCUCGGAUUGCGAGGACUGAGGUGGUUCCUGUGAGAAGAUCAUUGCGAUUUUCCAACAAAUCGGCUCCGGAAUACAAGGAGAUUACUGUCUACGACCGCGUGCACAUCCCUCGAAGAAUGACUCACAAAACGAGGGAUUUGUCGAACCGCGUGUAUGCAUCCGACCAAGCAAGAGACAUCGCCAUGAAGAAAGCAGAGGAAAUCGAAUCAUCUCUCGGCUCCAAUCACCCUUCGUUUGUGAGGUCGAUGCUCCCCUCCCACGUUAGUGGAGGUUUCUGGCUGGGGCUUUACUCGGAUUUCUGCAGGAGGAGGCUGCCAAGGAACGACGGCGUGGUUCAGUUGGUGGACGAGGAAGGCGAGGAGUGGCCGGUGGUGUACUUGGCUCGGAAAACCGGCCUUAGCGGCGGUUGGAAGAAGUUUGCAGUGGAUCACAACUUAGUAGACGGCGAUGCCCUCGUUUUCCAGUUGAUCAAACCAACCGUCUUUAAGGUACUACUAUAUCCCAUCUUUCUUGUUCUUGAUUAUCACAAUGCCAUUUCCCUUUCAAAUGUUUGGAUUCUUGCAGGUCUUCAUUGUGAGAGUUGAUAGUGAGACAAUCAAGGUUGAGCUGUGAAGCUCAAUAAUAUGCAAGCUGUAUUUUGAUAGUUGGAAUGUGGUAUUACUAUUAUUUAGGUUGUAGAUUUUGAAUUUAGUGGCUAUGUGCAAAACUCGAUCCAAGUGUAUUAAUGGUAGCACAUACAACUUGUAGGGCAAUCUAGAGGUGAAUUCUCACUCCAUUUCAAAAACAAAACCUUGAACAAAAUGAUUGUGAUUAUGUUCGACUACAA
Messenger RNA from Salvia miltiorrhiza (redroot sage), 1218 nucleotides. Its product is annotated as B3 domain-containing protein At5g42700-like. Gene Ontology annotation, molecular function: DNA binding. The record is from RefSeq and is a predicted model, not a curated record. The transcript is spliced from 5 exons. Lineage: Eukaryota; Viridiplantae; Streptophyta; Magnoliopsida; Lamiales; Lamiaceae. Bases 242 to 976 code for a protein of 244 amino acids.